GUGGCAUCCCUCACCUAUGUCAACGAAGAUGGUGCUGGCCAGAAGUACAGCGAUCUCUGCCACUACUCCCAAGCUGUUCUACUCCCCGGAAAUAUUGUGAAAUGCGCCGGACAGGGUGGUUGGACCAACUCGGGGAGUCUCGAUGCCAGCGAUACCCGGAAGCAGAUCGACCUAGCGUUUGAGAACGUCGAUAGAGUGCUUCAGACUGCUGGAAUGAAAGGGUGGGAAGAUGUCUAUCUUGUCCAAACUUACCACGUCGACAUGGACGCCUCUUACGACUAUCUCGUCGAGAAGCUCAAGAAGCGUAUUCCUGGCCACCGACCAGUCUGGACUGCUAUCUCAGUUGCCCGCCUUGCUUUCCCGGAGAUGUUGAUCGAGGUCGAGGUCGAAGCAUUCAAAAUCGAGGCCUGA
Aspergillus japonicus CBS 114.51 is the source of this 411-nucleotide messenger RNA. Its product is annotated as YjgF-like protein. Lineage: Eukaryota; Fungi; Ascomycota; Eurotiomycetes; Eurotiales; Aspergillaceae. The record is from RefSeq and is a predicted model, not a curated record. The transcript has a single exon. The annotation marks the transcript as partial. Gene Ontology annotation, cellular component: cytosol. Gene Ontology annotation, molecular function: deaminase activity.